AUGAAUCAAUAUAAUCAGCCACACUACACCUUGCCGGGUGUGAUGCAUUAUUUACAAUCAGAAUUCACAAAAAAUGAAAGGGAUAGAAUAACAUGGGAUUUAGAAAGAUUAGAGAUGAAAUCAUAUAUAAACCAAUUAGAGAGUGAAAAUAGAGAGUUACGUCAUAAAUUAUCAGUUUUAAGAUCGCAGCUUCAGUCUCAUACAGUAACAGAUAACCAAUUGGAAGAUGAUGGGAAAUUGUAUUUAAAACAAAAUUCAAAGGAGAUUGAUUCCUUGGUGAAAUCUCGGUUACGUGUUCAAGAAAAUGUGAAAGAAAUUAUUUAUUUAUUGAAUGGACCCAAUGUUACUUCUGAUUUAAAUACAAUAACUAAUAGAAAUCUACCUUUACAUCAGAUGGAAGAUUUGAAUUUAAAUACUAGAACACAAAACAUACUAAAUGUUAAUUCUGAUUCGGAGAGUGAAUUAUCAGAUAAUAAUAUAAUUCAAAAGGAUAAUCGAAAUAUCGAUAGUAAAGAGGCAUCAGACGUAAAUGGCGCGUAUGUUGAAUCUCUGUUUAAGAAGAAUGGUUCUCCAGUUAUUUCUAAGGAUAAUUCCUAUCAUUACGUUCAAACAGAUGUUGGAGACGAAACUAAUAUACCUGAGGUGGAUGAUCUAACUUCCGACACUACUGAAGUUGCACCUGUAUAUGAUUUGGAUGAACAAAUGGAAAGUAAGGAUGAUGAAAUGCAGAUUUCAUUGCCGAUACAAGAUGAUAAAGAAACAAGUACAUUACAGAUGGGGUAUCAGCAACCCUUGGCUCAAAUAUUAAGAGUCAAUAAAAAUCAUAUUUUAGCAACGUUAAAUAAUAAACUAAAGUAUUAUAAGAUUGAAGAGGAUUCCUCAUGUUUAGAUAUGGAAGUAUCCUUUGAUACACUGUUAAGUGGUAUGGAUGUAAAAGGUGUAUUUUGGAUCAAUGAAAAGAUGAUAAUGUUUGUGUUAAAUGAUGGGGUAACUGUGUGGGAUGUACAGCUGAGCAAGUUGAUUGACAAAUUCCCCUUAUAUGAUGACGUUGCAUUAAAUUUUAAAGAUAUUAUAUCAACAAAUUUGAAGAAUAACUGGCUAAUAUUGACCACAUGUACUGGAGUAAACAUUGUAGAAUGGGAUUGGGGUGACCAAGAGAAAGAAAAUGGGUCUGACUCAAGUAUAUCUGUUAAAAAUAAAUAUUAUAUUCAUGUCUCGAAUUGUAUGGCUUCUGUCUUGGGUAUUACAGAAAAAUCGUUUAUUGUCAUUACAAAUAAUCCAUUAAAGCUACUUAUUUAUAAUUUCAAUGGAGAAAUAUUACAAACUGUUAAUAUUAAUAAAGAAGUAUCCAAGAAGAGAAUCACUAAGGAUGUCAAAUUAUAUAUAAAUAAAGAAAGUUCCAAGUUGCUCAUUCAGAUGAAAAGACACUUAAUCUUUUAUUCAUUUGAACAAAAGAGAAUAGUUCAACAGAAAACACUAGUGAAGACACCUACAUCAAUAUAUUUUAGAUAUGCUGAUGAUGUCAUUGGGGUUGCAUAUGAUGAUGGAAUGGUAGAAUUAAGAAAGUUAAACAAUUUUGAUAAAGUGGUGUUUGAAUACCCUCAUUUGACCACAACCAUAUCGAAUAAGGGAAAUCUUGGGAUAGAAGAUAAAAUUUUGCACUUAAUUUCUAUUGAUACCACCUAUUUGAAUAACAAAUAUAUAUUUGUUUCCUUAGGUGAUAACGUACUAAAAUUGGAAACAGCAAACAUAUGA
Messenger RNA from Arxiozyma heterogenica, 1755 nucleotides. RefSeq names its product Far8p (gene FAR8). Bases 1 to 1755 code for a protein of 584 amino acids. The transcript has a single exon. Lineage: Eukaryota; Fungi; Ascomycota; Saccharomycetes; Saccharomycetales; Saccharomycetaceae. The record is from RefSeq and is a predicted model, not a curated record.